AAACAACCAGAGCAGCAAGGCGAUCUCGCUCGCAUCUGCAAGCAAGAAUUAUCCUCGCCUAUGACGAAGGACGUGGUUGUCGAGCACGGGGAGAGCUCCAAGGCGCCCCUGGUGGCGCCGGUGGCCUCGGGCGUCGGCCGCGCCGCGUCCGUUGCCGACGUCUUCCUCCGGUUCCUCGCCAUCGUCGGCACCAUCGCCAGCGCCAUCGCCAUGGGCACCACCAACGAGACGCUCCCCUUCUUCACGCAGUUCAUCCAGUUCGAGGCCAAGUACAGCGACCUGCCGUCCUUCACGUUCUUCGUGGCGGCGAACGCGGUGGUGUGCACGUACCUGGUGCUGUCCAUCCCGCUCUCCAUCGUGCACAUUGUCAGGCCCAGGGCGCGCUACAGCCGCCUGGUCCUCGUCUUCUUCGACGCGGCGAUGCUGACCCUGCUGACGGCCGGCGCGUCGGCGGCGGCGGCGAUCGUGUACCUGGCGCACAAGGGCAACGUGCGGGCCAACUGGUUCGCCAUCUGCCAGCAGUUCGACUCCUUCUGCGAGCGCAUCUCGGGCUCCCUCAUCGGCUCCUUCGCCGCCAUGGUCCUGCUCAUAAUGCUCAUCUUCCUCUCCGCCUUCGCGCUCGCCAGGUGCCACUGAUCUAGCUCCGGGCGUUCGGGAUUACCCGAAAUUUCGGAUCGGUUAAUUCGGGUUAUAAUAAAUUCGGGUUUUGAGAUCUGCUACCCGAAAUUGUACCCAAUAUUUUAAUACCGAAAUUUUAGGUACCCAAUAUUUCGGGUUCGGGUUCGGGAAUACCCAUACUA
This is a messenger RNA of Panicum hallii, 800 nucleotides long. Its product is annotated as casparian strip membrane protein 2-like. The record is from RefSeq and is a predicted model, not a curated record. NCBI's taxonomy places the organism in Eukaryota, Viridiplantae, Streptophyta, Magnoliopsida, Poales, Poaceae. The coding region runs from base 61 to 636 and encodes 191 amino acids. The transcript has 3 exons.